Messenger RNA from Phyllopteryx taeniolatus (common seadragon), 2038 nucleotides. Its product is annotated as oocyte zinc finger protein XlCOF6.1-like. Gene Ontology annotation, molecular function: RNA polymerase II cis-regulatory region sequence-specific DNA binding; DNA-binding transcription factor activity, RNA polymerase II-specific. Gene Ontology annotation, cellular component: nucleus. Gene Ontology annotation, biological process: regulation of transcription by RNA polymerase II. The coding region runs from base 157 to 1455 and encodes 432 amino acids. The record is from RefSeq and is a predicted model, not a curated record. The transcript is spliced from 3 exons. Lineage: Eukaryota; Metazoa; Chordata; Actinopteri; Syngnathiformes; Syngnathidae.
ACAGCCACGCUUAAAGUACUCGUUUCAAAGACUUAUUGAUUCUUUACAAUUCCAGGCAUUCUUACACUGCACAAAUUCGAAUUCAAUAGAAGAAGUAUAUCCUUGCUGGGAUAGGCUCCGGCACGCCCGCGACCCUAGUGAGGGGAAGCGCUACAGAUGGAUAUAUUAGAGAUCGAGUGUGAGCAGACCAUGUGUUGUGUUUAUCGCGUGGAAAUGUGGACAAGAAGCGCCGCGGAGUCCGAGGAGGAACUUUGUGGCGCAAAAGAGGGGAAGCAGCCUCCGGUUGGGUUCCACACAGCAGACGUCAGUGAAGAUCUUGGUCCUGAGCGGCUGGCGCCAGAGUCCCCUUACGUUAAAGGGGAAGAGGAGAAUGAAGAGCUCUGCUCCAUUAAAGAAGAGGAGGAGCACCCGCGCAUCAAAAAGGAGGAGGCAGAGGUCCGUCACGAUCAAGAGACAGAAGAUUCUCCUCACGUUAAAGAGGAGUCGGAGCAGCUUGGCAUCGAAACGGACGAAGAGCCACCCGACAUUAAAGAGGAAGAGGAGGAUAUCACCAUGUUUGCAUCGACUGGUGUCCCUUUGAAGAGUGAAGAUGAAGGUCCAAGUGAGGAGAGACGAGGGGCGGAGCCUCCAAGCAGCAGCGCAAGUCAACACAUGGCAACAGGAGGUGAUGGAGACCACCGUGGAGCUCCACUGUCAGAUAGUGACGACAUGACGUCGCACUCUCCUCACACUGGUGAUGAUGAUGAUGAUGAUGAUGAGGAGGAGUCAUGUCACACUGACAACAAACGAUGGAGAUGUUCUCGGUGUGGGAAAACCUUUGGUUACAAGAGCAGUUUGAUUCGCCACGCUGGCAAGAAACCUUUUGCCCGCUCGGUUUGUGGAAAAGGAUUCUCCCAAAAGGAAGACUUAAAAAGACACAUAAGAACCCACACUGGUGAAAAACCCUUUGCCUGCUCAUUUUGUGCUACAACAUUCUCGAGACAGCAAUCUUUAAAAAGUCACACAAGAACCCACACUGGUGAGAAGCCGUUUGUCUGCUCAGUUUGUGGUCAAAGAUUCUCUCAUAAGGCAAACUUAAGAUGUCAUACAAGAACCCACACUGGUGAGAAACCUUUUCCCUGCUCAAUUUGUGGCCAAAGGUUCUCCAAUAAGAGCAACUUAAAAAGUCACACAAGGACACACACGGGUGAAAAAUCCUUUAACUGCUCGGUUUGUGCUCAAAGAUUCUCUCAUAAGGCAAACUUAAGUCGCCACACAAGAACGCACACUGGAGAGAAACCUUUUGCUUGCUCCGUUUGUGGCCAAAGAUUCUCUCAGAAGGGAAGCGUAAAUCGUCACAAAAGAACGCACACUGGGGAGAAACCGUUUGCCUGCUCGGUUUGCGGCCAAAGAUUCUCUCGGAACCAACAUAUUCGUGCACACAAGUGUGUCGGUGAGAACAGCAGCGCUCUCUGAAGGUUUCGCCUCUCAUCCGAGCAGGCUGCAUCAGUUCAUGCACCAGGGAUGAGUGGAUUCCUUAUAGCUUCUUCAAGGCUUCCUGUGGACAGGUUUUCGAGAAUCAGCGCUUGUGCUAAAACGCUUGUCGCAAUACAUCUGCUCUGUCCAUUGUUUUUGUGACGUGCACACCAAAUGACCAAAUAAGUGAUUGAAAUAGACUGUGAGGAAACUUUGACUUGUUGGGGCAAGAUGGAAAACUGUAAUCCUGCAUCAAAUUUGUCAUGUCGUGUAUUAUGUGACUAUAUCACACUUUGCCGUUUCUCCUCUAUGUAUUUAUAUUUGCUUUUAUUUUUCCUCAGCCCUACCAGAGGGCUACAUUUAGGAACGGACACCCCGUCGCUAGAUGUAUGACAAAAAUGCCAUUUUAAAUAUGGAGAAGAAAUGUGCAUGUCUGCCAUAUUUUCCCCCAUGCUUAAGUCAACUGCAGUCAUCGUGAUGGUGCGAUGGCGUCUUAGAUUUGGAAUUGUUUUGUUUAUAUUUGAUCGAUGCCAAUGUUUGUGAAAUCUGUCAAAGGUUAUAAAAGUAUCCGUCAUAAAAUGCG